UACGGAAGAAGUGGGAAGCAUGCAGGUCUCUAGCCUCAACGAGGUGAAGAUCUACAGCUUGAGCGCCGGCCGGAGCCUUCCGGAGUGGCUUUCUGAUAGGAAGAAGAGAGCAUUACAGAAGAGAGAUGUUGACAUUCAAAGGAGAAUUGAACUUAUCCAAGACUUUGACAUGCCCACGGUUAGCACGAAUAUCAAGGUUUCGCGAGAUGGGCAAUUUGUUAUGGCAGCAGGAACAUAUAAACCUAGAGUCCGAUGUUUUGAUACCUAUCAGUUAUCCAUGAAGUUUGAAAGAUGCUUAGAUUCUGAAGUGAUUACAUUUGAUAUUUUAUCAGAUGAUUACUCAAAGCUGCAGCUGAUUGAUCUUGGGGGCAGAAAACCACCAGAUAGAAGACUACCAGGGACAGAAUGA
Messenger RNA from Gekko japonicus, 409 nucleotides. RefSeq names its product nucleolar protein 10 (gene NOL10). The transcript has 6 exons. The coding region runs from base 20 to 409 and encodes 129 amino acids. Gene Ontology annotation, biological process: maturation of SSU-rRNA from tricistronic rRNA transcript (SSU-rRNA, 5.8S rRNA, LSU-rRNA). Gene Ontology annotation, cellular component: small-subunit processome; nucleolus; 90S preribosome. The record is from RefSeq and is a predicted model, not a curated record. NCBI's taxonomy places the organism in Eukaryota, Metazoa, Chordata, Lepidosauria, Squamata, Gekkonidae.